This is a messenger RNA of Cryptomeria japonica (Japanese cedar), 1282 nucleotides long. RefSeq lists its product as uncharacterized. The transcript is spliced from 2 exons. The record is from RefSeq and is a predicted model, not a curated record. NCBI's taxonomy places the organism in Eukaryota, Viridiplantae, Streptophyta, Pinopsida, Cupressales, Cupressaceae. The coding region runs from base 233 to 877 and encodes 214 amino acids.
UUACAAGUUUUCAAGAAUUUUUUAAAGUUUUUUUCAAAUUUUUUAAUUAUUUUUUAAAGUUUUUCUAAAUUUUUUAAAAUAAGUUUUGUAUAAUUUUUUACACUUUGCAUGCAUAGUAUGGGGUUAUAAUGCCGAAAUUUUAUCAAUUUUUUUUAAUAAUGUUUCUGAUGGAUGGAAAGAUUGUAAAAAUAGGCCAUUGAUCAAUAUUAUUGCAGUGUGCCCUAAAGGGGCAAUGUUUUUGAAAGCGGUGGAUUGUGAGGGGCAAGUGAAAGAUGCAAGUUUCAUUGCCAAUAGCCUCAUAGAAUGCAUUGAUGUGGUGGGGACUCAAAAUGUUGUCCAAGCCAUAACAUACAAUGCUAAAAAUUGUAGGGCAGCGGGGACUAUAGUGGAGGUUACACACAAUCACAUCUUUUGGACACCAUGUGUAGUCCACUCACUCAAUUUAAUCAUGCAAAAGAUUGGCACACAAAUUGAUUGGGUGAAAAAACUGUACGAGGAGGGCGAGGAGAUUCAAAUGUUUGUGACUAAUCAUCAUAUGUCACAAGCCAUUUUUAGGACCUUCUCCAAGUUGGAGUUGUUGAAGGUAGCUGAAACACGAUUUGCAUGUCACACACUCGUCUUAAGACGACUCGUGAAGGUGCGAGAGGCCUUGAGUUCUAUGGUCAUCAAUGGAUUGUGGAGUGUAUGGAAGCUGGCCCAGACAGAAAGAGCUCUAAAAGUAAGAGCAUUGAUUCUUGAUGAGAAAUGGUGGGAUAUUGUGGAAUAUGUUUUGAAUUUCACUGAACCCAUCAUGAGCAUGAUUAGGUAUGCUGAUACUGAUUGCCCAUGUUUGGGUGAGAUUUAUGAUGGCAUGGAUUGUGCAUGGUGGAGAAAAUAAGAGAAAUAAUAAAAAGAAAAGUAAAUGACCCAAUGGAAACAUUUUUCAAAGUUGUGUAGAAUAUUAUUGUUGACCGUUGGAACAAGAUGACCAAUCCCUUACAUCUCUUAGCAUUUGCUUUGACACCAAAAUUUUAUAGUGUAGAGAUGCUUGCAACACCAAGAAGGGUACCGCCAUAUAGAGAUGCAGAGGUUGCUUCUGGCUAUAGAGCUGCCUUUAAAAAGAUAUAUCAAGAUGAGGAGACAAGAAAUGUUGUCAUGAAGGAGUUUGGCCAAUUUGUAUCCACAAAAAAUUAUGAUGUUGUAGCUCUCAAUGCUAGAUAUGGGAUGGAUGCUGAUGAGUGGUGGUAUGUACAUGGUCAAGGCUCCGUUUACUUGCAGCCUCUUGCAAUUAAACUUCUCUCCC